Molecule: messenger RNA, 847 nt
Organism: Zophobas morio
Lineage: Eukaryota; Metazoa; Arthropoda; Insecta; Coleoptera; Tenebrionidae
Product: very long chain fatty acid elongase 4-like
Exons: 5
Coding region: 69-806 (245 amino acids)
Biological process (GO): fatty acid elongation, monounsaturated fatty acid; fatty acid elongation, saturated fatty acid; sphingolipid biosynthetic process
Cellular component (GO): endoplasmic reticulum membrane
Molecular function (GO): fatty acid elongase activity
Source: RefSeq, a predicted model, not a curated record
UAACGACAUUGUUGGCAAUUAAUGAGUAUUCUAGUGAGUUAUUUGCUAAAACCAGAAUCGUUCGUGAAAUGGCAGUUUUUGAAUUAUUUGACGAGGACCAAAAUUUGCUAUGUUCGCCGUGUCAGGCCGUGGUUAUUGUGGCUACCUAUGUAGCCUUAGUCACCAAAGUUGGACCGUAUUUUAUGAAAAAUAGACCAGCGUUUCAACUAAAAGAAAUUCUUCUCGUCUACAACUUCGUCCAAAUAGUCUUAAAUGCUCUCCUGUGUCUGCAGUUACUAAAAAUGCGACCGAAGGGUGGAUAUCUGUGUUUUCGACCACUUCAUAAAGAGGAUGAUGAUCUUGUUGACACUCUGGCAAUGCACUAUUACUACUACAUUCUUAAAAUAUUCGAUUUUAUGGAUACGGUCUUCAUGGUGCUUCGGAAAAAAAAUAAUCAGAUUAGUUUUUUGCAUACUUACCAUCAUAUUACCACGUUUGCGAUGGCGUGGUACGGUGGUGCGUACUACCCUGGUGGGCUCGCGUUUUAUGUCGGUGUAGGUAACACAUUUGUGCACUCUGUCAUGUACCUUUAUUAUCUUGUGUCCUCACUACAAUACAAGAGUGUACUUUGGUGGAAGAAAUAUAUUACAAUACUGCAGCUAGUACAGCAUUGGAUUCUGUUGUUCUUUGCCUUAGUUUCACUACUGAACCCACACUGUGAUUAUUCGAAGAUUCUUUCCGGUCUUGGUCUUUGUAAUAUGGUGGUUUUGAUUUACUUUUUUACUAAGUUUUACAUAGAUAAUUAUUUGUCUCACAAACACGAUUAGCAAUAAUAAACUAUGUAAGGUUACGUCUGUCGUAGUUAAAU